Molecule: messenger RNA, 867 nt
Organism: Entamoeba invadens IP1
Lineage: Eukaryota; Evosea; Mastigamoebida; Endamoebidae
Exons: 3
Coding region: 1-867 (288 amino acids)
Source: RefSeq, a predicted model, not a curated record
AUGUGUGAACUCCAGCGUAUAAAUGAUGAGAUGGAUGUUCUUGAAAAAGCGUUAGAAACGUUGGGGAGUACUGUUACGAUGUUAGAAAAUGAUGUUACAGGAUAUCAGAAUACUGGUCAACCAGGAAUAACUCCAACAACUAUAAAUGAUAUUAUAACAACAGAGCGUUCGAAUUUUGAAAUGUUGUGCACUUCGAUCGAACAGAUCAAACAGAAUCAAACCUCUUCACAAGAAAUAUUUAAAACCUUUACUGAAGAAUCUCUCAAUGUGUUUUCCAAAGGACAAAGUCAUACAAAAGAAGAAGUCCAAAACGUUCGAGAUGAUAUUAUUCGUGCUGAAAAAGUCGUUGAUUCUUUAGUCUCACAGACUAUGGACAUUGAGUCGAUGUUAUCAUUAGGUCAAAUCAGACAAUAUUCUUCGAAGAAUUAUCUUCCCAAAAUGUCACAAUUUGCGGAGAUCAUGCAACACAAUACAAUCUAUGUGUUGUCAUCGUUUUGGGUCUGUGGAUUAUUGCAAUACAAUUCGACACCUGUGUUAUGCUUUUGGAACACGGAGAAGACUUUAGCACUUCACAUCUUCAAUACGUUCUGUUUGAUCUUUCAAAAUAGUCAGGAGUACAAAUAUGAUAUGUCUAAAGGAUCAUUGGCUCGGGUCGAAAAAGACCCACACGUCGCUUUUAAUGAAACAGAAGAAUACGUGUCCGUCGAAGUACAAAGCGGCGCUGUGUUGACCCCAAUGGGUAAGGCUAAACAAUCGUUUGUUGUGAAUACAGAAUGCGUGCUUCUCAGAUUCGACUCCGGAGAUAUGUUGGCUAUCGACACACUCGGAGAAUCUAUCUUCAUCGACGGAAAACUCGUUACUAUUUGA